AUGGCCAUUAGCAGCAUGGGGCCAGUGGGCGAUAUGCUGGGCUUUGUGGCGGGCUACGCAGUGCCAGGAUCGCCAGACUGCAGCCCGGUCGCCAUGGAGGCAAAGAGGAAGAGAACCUGGCCAACCAAGUUCCGACAGAAUGCCGAGUACUUGGCACGCCAUCCUCCACCAGCCAUGACGUCAAAGAAGCGACGACGACGCCUGCUCUACAUCAAUCUCUUCCGGCGUCAGGAUGAGAUGUUGUGCGAGAAGUACAUUUACAACGAUCCCCGAGAUGACAGGUGGCAGUGGGAUGUGGACAAGACUCGGCAAUUCCUGGAUGAGGAGGCGACCAUGGUCGACGACAUCAAGAGGAAAAAACUGACUAGCCGUGAUGACUUGGGCCUGCCCCUGCCCCCAACCGAUCUGAAGCUGAAAGCCAUUGCCAAAAUCCAGCGUACCACUGCAGCACAAGCCUCGAAGCAAGAAGCAGCGAAGAACGAGCAGGAAAAAGCACCGACUGCGACCAAGAGAGCCCCUGCUGCUAACAAACGGCGGGGACGAGGCGGUGUCACCGAGGAAGUGGAUGUGGACCUCGGGAAUGUUGAUGUCGAGUUCUUGAACUACAAGGGUCUCGUCAUGACCAAGAAGCAGAAAGCAGCUUUCGCGGCACGAGCCGCGAAAGCCAAGAGGAAACAAGACCGUCGCUAG
Messenger RNA from Symbiodinium sp. CCMP2592, 690 nucleotides. The record is from the annotation of a GenBank genome assembly. NCBI's taxonomy places the organism in Eukaryota, Dinophyceae, Suessiales, Symbiodiniaceae.